CUUUACAUCGAAAUUUGCAAGAAGAUUUAGAAGAUACAUAAUUUACUACCAUAAGUUGUUUUAUUUACGUCCAAAAAGUACAAAAAGCAAAAGCAUAAGGUCGUUACACCAAAAGGCAUCAAAAUAAGCCCCUCAGAUGUAAAUACCUAUAAAGGCCUUGCUAUGACGAUGCUUGCGAUGGCGCGAGGUUCGGAAGACAGGCGAGAGGACCCGGAGGCCGAAACAGAGGCCGAAUCUGAGGCCAACGGAGAAGUAGAUGUAGUAGGAGUGGAAGAGGCCGCGCCAGUAGACCUGACGAGAAGAUUAGGCCUCACGCGGCCACCCGAACGGCCGGCGAUAGCGUUCUCAGUAGAAAACAUUCUAGACCCAAAUAAGUUCACGGGGAGGUCGGAAGUCCCGUUGAGAUACGAUGAGCAAUACUGGAGGCCGCAUUAUGAUAGAGAUGAUAGUGAUUCUGUAAAAGACCACCUGCAACAUUCAGACCUGGAGACGGAUGAGGUGGAGACGGACGACCAGACGUCCAACCUCGAUGACGACAUUCUCACACAGUCAGACCUCGACGAGAAUGGAGACCCUAAGAGUCCCACCAGCUCUAGCUCGAAGAAGGGCAAGAACGGUUCGUCCCGCGACAGCAAGGGCGGCACGAAGCCUCGGCGCGCGCGCACCGCGUUCACCUACGAGCAGCUGGUCUCUUUGGAAAACAAGUUCAAGACAACGCGGUAUCUCUCCGUCUGCGAGAGACUCAAUCUCGCGCUCAGUUUGAGCCUCACUGAGACGCAGGUCAAAAUCUGGUUCCAAAAUCGCCGCACGAAGUGGAAAAAGCAAAAUCCAGGGAUGGACGUGAACAGUCCGACGGUGCCUCCACCGCCUGCCGGGGCCUUUUCCUCAGGCCCAUAUCCUGGGGGUCUUCUGUACUCCCAUGGGGUCCCCUACCCCUUUACGGGGCCUGGACCCUACGCCCCUUACUUCCACCAUUUGGCAGCAAACCAUCAUCAUACACAUGGCAGUCUAGGCCACUCUCAUACGUGA
Pectinophora gossypiella (pink bollworm) is the source of this 1029-nucleotide messenger RNA. It is a transcript of the gene slou, whose product is annotated as homeobox protein slou. Gene Ontology annotation, cellular component: nucleus. Bases 163 to 1029 code for a protein of 288 amino acids. The record is from RefSeq and is a predicted model, not a curated record. Lineage: Eukaryota; Metazoa; Arthropoda; Insecta; Lepidoptera; Gelechiidae. Gene Ontology annotation, molecular function: DNA-binding transcription factor activity, RNA polymerase II-specific; RNA polymerase II cis-regulatory region sequence-specific DNA binding. The transcript has 4 exons. Gene Ontology annotation, biological process: regulation of transcription by RNA polymerase II; cell differentiation.